AUGGAUAAAAGGUCCUUAGGCAAUCCGAUGAAACCAGUUCAAAAUAUGCAAUUGACACUGAUCAUUACUUUAAUCGCUUUCUUUAUGAGCGGUUCUGCGGCCGAAAAUGGAUCUGUCACAGUAGAUACAAACGCAGGUAAAGUAGAAGGUACCAUGGUCCAAGUAGAAAAUAAAGAUUGCGCUAUUUUCUUAGGAAUACCUUAUGCAAACCCACCUGUGGGCCAGUUACGAUUUCAUCUACCCACGCCGGUGAUGAAAUGGAACAAUGUGCUCCAAGCCAAGACUGUACCCAAUCUUUGCUAUAGUCUCAAUUUUGCCAAUUUCACGGACGUAAUAGGAAGCCAAAAUGAAGACUGCCUGUAUUUAAAUGUUUUCACACCUAAGGUAGGAGCAUCCAAGCUACCUGUGCUGGUAUGGAUCCAUAGUGGCUCACUAGGAAUGGGCAAUGCGGCCUGGUGGAAUGGUGAAGCGUUGGCCACUUUAGGUAAUAUGGUUGUAGUAACCUUUGACUACCGUCGUGGUGUGCUCGGUUUUUUGACUGGAAUGGAUCGUAAUGGUAUGCCUAUUAUAACUCCAAACCUUGGCUUGCAUGAUCAACAAGCAGUAUUUCGUUGGGUACAACAAAAUAUAGCCCAAUUUGGUGGAGAUCCUCAGCGUGUUACCAUUAGCGGUCACUCUGCAGGCGCUGCAUCGGUUGGUCUGUUUAUUACAACAACACCAAUGCAAGAGACGCUUUAUAGACAAGGCAUCAUGGCUGGGGGCUCACCUGUACUGCCUACGUUAUAUUAUCCAGAUCUUAAAUCAACUAGCCAAGCUUACAAAAAUUUUCUGUCUCGUACAACCUGCGACAUAUCUGCCUCAAAUCAAAACAUUCUAAGCUGUUUACGUAAUCUGCCUAUUGGCGAUAUUAUUUCUAUUCAAGGUAAAACUAGUACUAUCUUGGGCCUUAGCGAAGCUUACAGAAUCGUCGUCGACGGGACGUUAAUUAGCGACGAUCCAAAAAGGCUGUUAAAGGCUGGUACUUUGAAAAAUAAAAACGUCAAGGUAAUUGGUGGAGUGUUAAAAAAUGAAGGUGACUUAUUCAUUGCUCUAAUUCCGCAAUUAAAUAAUGGUAUGCCUCGCCAGAUGUUCUUCAAUUAUAUCAAUCGAGAAUUUCCCAAUGCAAGCCAAGCUGCUCGAUCAGUCGUCAUCUAUCGUUACACUGCUUGGUCAAACGUAACGUCUCCUGCCAAUAACUUGCGAAUGACAUCGGAUCUUUUCACCGACAGAAUAUUUAAUUCACCAAUGGCAUACACGUUAAACAAAAUGUCUGAUAAUGGCAUCGUAACCUAUUUUUACCAAUUCAAUCAUAAAAUAAUCAACUCUGGCUACUUCCCACCUCAUGUUGGCGUUGUACAUUCUAUGGAAAUACCGUAUAUUUUUGGUUACCCAAUGUUAAAUUUGUCUCAUAAGGGUAAUUCGUACACCAGCGAGGAUAUGAAAUUAAGCAGAGUAAUGAUUAAUCUAUGGUCAAAUUUCGUUGCAUCCGGAAAUCCCACAUCCACGCCAGUCAAUGGUAUUACAUGGCCUAGGUAUGACUCUAAAAGUAAAAGAUGUUUGCAACUAGCUUCAACUCUUGGUGUCCAGAAGGCACCUCGUGCUGACUAUGUAGCUUUUUGGAAUGAUUUAUGGCCUCAAUUAGCCUCUGUUAAUAAUUCAUCGCCAGAAAAUUCGACCAUGCCAGAAACAUGUGUUAGCCGUUCAUACAUGCUUGCUACAUACAUACAAUUUGCGGUAUUAUGUACUUUAGCUGCAGCUAUGAUUAUAUUUUUUAUUUUUAAAUAUCGAAAAUGGCCUUCUCGAAAUAUAGCAAGACUUGCAUCUGCAGGAAAUGACAACAAUGCUUUGUAA
This is a messenger RNA of Trichoplax adhaerens, 1890 nucleotides long. RefSeq lists its product as uncharacterized. NCBI's taxonomy places the organism in Eukaryota, Metazoa, Placozoa, Uniplacotomia, Trichoplacea, Trichoplacidae. The transcript is spliced from 2 exons. The coding region runs from base 1 to 1890 and encodes 629 amino acids. The record is from RefSeq and is a predicted model, not a curated record.